Molecule: messenger RNA, 4674 nt
Organism: Macrosteles quadrilineatus (aster leafhopper)
Lineage: Eukaryota; Metazoa; Arthropoda; Insecta; Hemiptera; Cicadellidae
Exons: 9
Coding region: 62-1081 (339 amino acids)
Cellular component (GO): cytoplasmic vesicle membrane
Source: RefSeq, a predicted model, not a curated record
CGAGCAGAGGCAGCGGUAAGAUGUGUGGACGCGGGAGCCAGCGUCGAGUUAUAGUGGUAUUAUGCUUCCUCUCCUACCAGUAGCACUGGCCGUCAUCAUACUAGCUGGAAAAGCAACGUCCAAAUACUGCGAUGGCGACUACUUCUGCACUCCCCCCAAAGAAUGCUGUUCUCUCGGAUGUUGCUACCUGUACCCUCCCCCUGCCCCGAACUUCUUCAGUCUUGUUAACUGGAAUCACUGGUAUCUAUGGUGCAUGGGCGUCAUCGGCCUGGCGCUGGUGUGUGUUGUGUGUGGCUGCGGUCUCUGGCGCAAGAGAGACUCACCAAACCAAGACGCGGCGUCGGAGCCUGACAGCGCCGGGUCUUGCUGCCAACCACCUCACUAUAGCCGGUGCUCCUCUUUCCAUCAGCCUCCCCCACCUCCUUACUCAGAGGUGACAUCAAAGCCAGACCUGUACCCCUUGGUGAUUAGUUACUCAGACAACGGAAAGUCUGGAGGAGGCAGCUACCUCAUGGUUCAGUACUUCCGCAACUACAUCAUGAGGCCUGUCGGAUCCCUAUCAGCAACCAGCACUGCAGAUUCCCUCAGCUCCAGCCUCUUCUGUAACGCCACAAAUGAGGCCAACAGUCUGGUUCCCCCUCCCUACUCCAGCGCUCCUGAUAGUGUAGAUCAGAUUCAAGCCAGCAACACACCCUUUGACCAGUCACUCAGUUCCUGUCAGGCGCACAGCUGUGUUUUGAUGUCCCAAUGUGAAGCUCCAGGCGGGUUAUCAGCUGUCAGCUCUGUAGGGGGGUUGGGCCCCCUCCCCUUGGACUCCCCCCCUCAAGCCACCACUCCAACGUUGGAGGUGCGGCAACUUCUGCACAAAAUCAACCAGUUGCCCCACCACCAGAGUGGAGGAAGUGGGAGCAGCAGUAGGUUGAAGCUGUACAUGCCGCUAACCCGAGGUCGUCAUUGGCUCAGCCGCUCCGCCCCAUCCACCCCGUCCUCCCGUCUCACCCCCGCCAUGCCGUUCCCCCUCCCCUCCGGAGAGAGCAGCCCGCUCCUCCAGCCUGACCAGGAUCACGACACCACCUUCUAGCCGCACACUCAGUGUUACGUUGUCAAACAUUUUCCACUUCGAGGUUUCGACACCAGUUUUACCGCUAAGGUGUAUGUGCUGAUUUAGUUUGAAAAUAUGUACUGCAACAAAUUGUUAAGUUUUUUGAUCAGGUAUGGUACAUUGGUAUUGGCUCUUGGUUAAGAUUCAAGGAUGGUUAGAUCAGUAGGCUUACCUCAUGAAUGUGAUUGCUUGCUUGCUGAUUACACAAUGAAAGAUUAAAUCCAAUUUACACAAAACUAAGUUUUUUAAGACAGUUCUAUCUAGAAUCCUUGUCUCCUCACUAAAACUGGUUUCAAAAAAUCAAUUCGUUUGAUUUAUUUAAAUGUUUCAAUGAGUAAGAAAUAUGGCAUUUUAGUAAGAUGUUGUGUAGGCAGCAGUGCUUAAUUCAUGCAGUUUUAAUUUCGAUUAGAUUUGAUCAUGUACAAAAGGGACUACAUCAGCAUUUAAAAAAGAACAACUUCACAACAGAGAACUUUUCACCCUUUUUAACAUGUAAUACUUUCUACUACAUAUACCGUAAAAUUGGUCCUCUUAUUACUUGACUAGUAUUUGGCAGUAUUGUAUAACAGGUAAGCCCACGGAUACUAUCAAAAUCCCAAUCUUAGGUAAUGUUCGUUGUUUCAUAAACCUUGUUUUUAGAUGUAAUGUUAGCUGUGUAAGAUUAUUUCCUAUUGAAUAUCGUUUAGAGUCCAGUAAAUACUGUCAAUUACAUAAGUCUUUACCAAAGCUGUCUCAAAAUCAAAGCAUAACCUAUGGCAUGUUGAUUUUAGAAGCAAGAACAGUUGUCUUGUUACAAAUGUUUCCAAGGCAUAAUUUGUUUAUGACAAUUGGAUUUAGUCACAUGUGUUAAGCUACUCAGUUAAAUUACAAAAUAUUUGCUGUAAAUAUCUAAAUUUGUACAGAAGUUUUUGAAAUCGUAUACUUUUAUAACGAUCCCUUGUUUUUCAAUGUUAAUAAAAGAAUGUACUUACAAUUGUAAAAUUGGUUGACAGUAUGUUUUCAACAACCAAAAUGGCGAGAUAUUACUGUAAUUGUUAAUAUAUGAUACUUUGACAAGCUUUUGUACAGAGAAGUAGUUUGAUUUUGCAAUUUCUCCAAGCUAAAUAACUGACUUGGGUGAUUUUAAUAUGUGAUUUUGCCAAGAGAUUUUGAACUUGUACACUUACGUAGGUAGUCUUAAAGUUGCUUGAUUAUAGAAAUGUGAUCACUAUUGAACUUUAUAUCUUAUUAAAUAUAUAGAACAUUAUUUUGUAUUGGACUUAGAUUUUAAAAAUACCGUCACUUUUAAUACUUUUUGUAUAGCAAUUGUCAUUUUUUAUGUCAAAUCAUCUUUGAAUUGACAAAUAUUAAAAAUACAAAAUUACUUUGAGCAAAUCCAAAAAUUAUUUUGUCUUUGUAUAACUUGAGCCGGUUUUAAGCUGGGUUUCAUUUUAUAAAGUUCUAGAGGUUUUAGACUUAUUAACUGUUAAAUAAUAAUGAUAAAGACAUGCUUAUCAUGAUAUGAAUUUCAAUGUAUUCCUCUUAUCCUUUAUAUUAAUUUUGUUUAUGUUUAGUUUUAAUAAAAAGUUUGCUGAAAGUGCUACCUCAUGACAAGAAAAAGUGGUUUUCACUAUUGGAUUUAUGUGAUUGGCUGCCAUGUUAUUAAAAACAGAUAUAUAUUUCGUCAGAGGCAGAAUAUUGGAAGUGCUCAAAAAAAUUUUACAUCUUUAAGUCUGCUUCCAAGGGGUGGAAUUGAAAAAUCAACAGACUUAAAGUUAUCCCAUGUUUCAUAAUAAUAAACUACUAAACAUUUUUUUCUUUUCAAACAAACCUUUUUAAGUGUAGAUUGCUCAUUUUCACCAAAUCAACCUAUUAAACUUAAGAAGUUUAUUCUAAAAUGAAAAUAUCAUUCAUUAUUUUUGUAAAUGUCUAAGUUUAAACCUCUUUUUCUCAAGUGUUUAUAAUAGUUAGUACUUAACUCUAAUACAUCGAUAGCUUAAUUUUUAGUUUGUUUGGCCAUUGUAAAAGUGUCAUGUGUAUGAAGUAGUGUAGAUUUUCCAAACCAAAUUUACUCAAUUUUACCUUAGCUGAGAGUUUACUUGUGACCAGUUGUGUGAUACCGUACACUGCUUAAUUUAAGACAAGUGUGAACUAUUGGCAUUUUAACUUAGAAUUAUCGUGAAAUUCACUAUAGUAAAUUCUAAGUUACAGAAUAAACUUGUAUAUUCGCAAAGUCAUGCAACUAUACAAAAACACAAAAAGAAUUAUCUAUCAUUUAUACAAAAAAUGUUAUUUAACAUACGGUUUUUAUAUUUAAUAUAGUAUAGAUUCAAAAUUGGCAAACUUAAUAAUAUUUUUGUUAAUUUGUCUCAUGUUAUUUCUAUCAUGUGUAUUGACCAACUCAUUAAGUUUUGAGUUGAUUGACAAAACUCUACUACUCAUCAUCGAGAAUAAGAAUCAACUGCUAAAGAAAACAUUGAAAUGCACAAUGUUACCUUUGGUUACAUUUUAAGAUUAAUUGAAAUAAAAAUCUCGCUUAUACUAAACUAUUUUUGCAAAAGCACAAUACAGACCAGUAUUUAGUUUUAACCAAAGAUUUUCACAAUACAGUAGAACCUCGAUAGCAAAUUUCUCAAGGGAAAGACUUAUUAUCAAGGUAAACUUAUUAUUGAGGUUUGCAAUAACAUGAGAUUAGGACUAAUACUAAAUCGUGGGUAUUUGCAUAGACAAAAGAAUUAAAUAUAGACUGACAGCAUAGUGCUGCGGUUAGCAUAUAUUCUAGCGUCCACCGCUAGGAAUGCCGUGUAGUUUCGGCGCAAUGCGCACACAGCUGCAGCGUCAAGUGCUAGUGUCAGUCGAUAUUUAAUUAUUUUGUCUAUGGUAUUUGUAAAUGCCACUUCUUGUCAAGGGUGUCUUGCUAUUGAAAGUUUGUUAUUGAGAUUACUGUGUUAAUCUAACUGUGAUAUAGGUUUCCUGCACAUAUUUUCUCCUCAAUUUCAGUUUUAAAUAGAUUUUUAACAAGUCCACUAAUUAAUGUCAUGCAACAACUAAAAAAAUAUAUUAAUAAGAAGAGCUCAAAUAAGGUAACAGAGGCUCUUGUUUGUUCUCUAGGUUUUAUGUUAUAAAGCUCGCACACAAGAAAUGGUUAUAAAAAUAAAUAAACUCAGAGGUAUGGAUAGAAUCUGAAAUAAUUGGAAUAGAUGGUAUAACGAAGCCUUAGUUUGGCAGCCAGAAAACGGUUAGCUACUUUCCAACAUGCACAUCAGCUAUCUGCAGUGACGUAAAAUCCUUAUGUUACAUUAUAAUCUAAUGGCACUGUAGCUUGGAUGUAGUAACAAAUUUCAAAAUGCAAACUGUGAUCAGACAUUAUAAAUGCAUCAUUGUGCUUGAUAAUAUUGUAUUAAGAUUCAUUUAAACACAAAUAUUUGUAUUUUGUCAAGAUGGACUUACAUGUACAAUUAAAACCCCCAUAGUGUCCCACGUUUUAAACUGUUCUUUCUUUUUUAUAAAAUGAUUUUGUGUUGUUUAAACAAAAUUUUAACAAGCUGCAGUUUUUGUACAGUGCUUUCAGGUAGAAAACUGUUAAAUUUUAA